AAGCUAGCUAGCCUGGUUUAAUAAGUAGCUCGCUGUGAGCUCAGGCUGACGCUGCAGAGUGUGAGCUAACGUUGACAGGAAGGCUGUGAUACGUCUGUUUAGAGGAACGCCUAUUUUUGUUUUUUUAUUUCAAUCCCUUUGGUUGUCGACGUUGGAGCUGCUGGCAGGUGCCUCGUUAGCAGGCUGUCUGGUGUCGUCCAGGCGGUGACUGACCGACCGAUGCCUUCAUCAUGAUGCUGAGCUGCAGCGCUCUGGUCGUUGCCCUCCUGCUGUCCCAGGUCAGAGGCUUCCUGACCCCCUCAGAGGACGACAACGUCCCCGAAGAGUGGGUGCUGCUCCAUGUGGUUCAGGGCCACAUCGGGGCCGGAAACUACAGCUACCUGCGCCUCAACCACGAUGGCAGAAUCAUCCUGCACAUGCAAAGCCUCAAGGGAGACGCGGACAUCUACGUGUCGGAUAAAACCCUGCGUCCGAGCUUCGACACCUACAGGCUGCAGUCGGUCACCUGCGGCCAGGACGUGGUGGUGGUGCCGAGGGACUUUUCCAGGCCCGUGGGCAUCGGCAUUUACGGUCACCCGUCUCACAAGGAGAGCGAGUUUGAAAUGCGGGUAUUUUAUGAUCAGACGGUUCCUCAGGACCCCUUUGAUAAGGACUCAUAUCCUUCAGAAGACGGACAUAAGAAAAAGAAGUCCCCUCAGGCAUCAGAGGAGGACUUUCAGGAAGAGGAGUCCAUCUUUUGGACUAUUCUAAUUGGACUUUUGAAGAUUAUACUUGAGAUUUUGUUUUGAAAAGGUUUUCCUGCCUCGCUGUGGUAACAGAAGGAAGAGAUUUGGCUCAGUCAGCAUUUAGACGUUCAAGAAAAUAAGUUUUUUCCGUUCUGUAGGGAUGAGAAUUUGGGAGUGAACUCUGGCAUUUCAGGAUUGUCUUUCUUUGUGAUCAAACCUACACAAGUUGUAGCUUCAAGAUGAAAGUCGUUGGUGAGCUGAAGUCAGCAAAUGUUUCAGAGUGUGUGUGUUUGGCGAUGAGCACAGCAACAUUAGCCUGUCAGCAGAUUCGGCUUUGCUGUCCUCUCCUAAAAAGACAGAACAAAGUGUAUUAAAGGGCUCGUUUGGGUUUCUUUCAGUGCGGUUGGUUUUGAGCUGCUUCUCCGUGUGGAGCACCACCUGUCUGCAGUGGCAGCAGGAGUGCAGGUGUAGGAAGCUGAGUGCCGGACGCGGCAGCAUGUAGUCUUGUGCUGCUGACUCCGCCCACUCAGGUGCUCCUGCUGCCUCUGCAAAGUGGUGGUGUGCCGAUUGCCUUCUGCAGGUAAUACGAUGACCAUGGAUAAGCACCUCAUACAACCACACUUUAAAAACAA
Molecule: messenger RNA, 1357 nt
Organism: Scatophagus argus
Lineage: Eukaryota; Metazoa; Chordata; Actinopteri; Scatophagidae
Gene: c2h6orf120
Product: chromosome 2 C6orf120 homolog
Exons: 2
Coding region: 231-788 (185 amino acids)
Source: RefSeq, a predicted model, not a curated record